Stylophora pistillata is the source of this 1451-nucleotide messenger RNA. Its product is annotated as zinc metalloproteinase nas-15. Gene Ontology annotation, biological process: proteolysis. The record is from RefSeq and is a predicted model, not a curated record. Gene Ontology annotation, molecular function: zinc ion binding; metalloendopeptidase activity. NCBI's taxonomy places the organism in Eukaryota, Metazoa, Cnidaria, Anthozoa, Scleractinia, Pocilloporidae.
CAACUGUCCAACAUGUCGUGCAGCCUUCUAAUUAAUCAUAAGAGGGCAAAACAACAAGUAAACCAGCAGAAGGAAAACUUAUUGCGGAUCAGGGUGUUAGCAGAUGCCUGCUGAAAGAAAGACAAUUCAAAGAAAUUGAGGCCGUCACCGCGGUAGAAAAUUCUCGUAAUUGUACCGAGGGUUCUUCAGCUCUCUAUGUGGGUGAUGAAAAUAAGCCGGAAAUAAGAACUGCUAAGCGGCCGGAAACGGAAGGGAGUUCAAGGAGAUGAUCUUGGAUACGAAUCAAAUCCACCGCACUGCAGAUAUCCUUGUAGCUUAACUCGGUUAUAAAGCUGCCAAAGUAUUGAAACUCAGCAAAUUCCUUUCGCGUGAAUCUAAAAGAACACAGGAUUAUUGGCAAAGGGCUAAACUACCAACAGAAAUAGAGCUACCGUGACUACGAAACCCUUUAACUUGAAACGUAAUAGGACUGUGAAGACCCCGAGAGCAAAAUGUGGCUGAGGAUCUCGUGGAUUCUUUUGACGACUAGGAUAUUGUUGUCAAAUGCUGAAUUGCCAAGCGACAAUGACGACGAAGAAGAGAGCUCCAGUCCAAGGAGUAUGCCGGAUUUCUGGUUGUUUGGCGACAUCAAACUAACAGGUCAUCAAAAAGUUCUACUUGAUGUGCCAGAGGGCGCGAAGGAUUAAUUUGGUUCUCCACGAAAACCACCGGCUGCCACACGAGAGAAGACCUUGCUGUGGGAUAAUGGAGUCAUACCGUAUGAGUUUGACUGCAGCUUGAAAAACAUGCCUGAACUACAAAGAAUAAUUCGACUGGCUAUGAAUGACUGGGAAUCGAAAACCUGCCUCAAGUUUAUAGAAAGAACCAACGAGAAGGAUUACGUCAAUUUCUUUCGGGGAACUCAUUGUUACAGCACAGUAGGCAAGGUUCGCAAUGGACCCCGGGAAGUGUCUGUUGGAUUCGGGUGCGAGUACCAUCACGUGAUGGCGCAUGAGUUAGGUCACGUGAUUGGAUUUUGGCACGAGCAGAGCAGACCCGACAGAGACGAGUACGUGAGGAUAAUUUGGAAAAACGUGAACAGAGGCUGGGAGCACGCAUUCCUCAAACAGACGUGGCAAGCUGUGGACUCUUUGGAUACGCCGUAUGAUUACAACAGCAUCAUGCACUACCGACUUAACGCUUUCUCGCGAUCAACGAGAAGAAAAACAAUUGUACCCCUGAAGAAGGAUGCGCGCAGGGUCCGACCCUACAGAAAGAUAUCGAAGAUUGACGUGAUUCAAGUUAAAAGGAUGUACAAUUGUGAUGCUAAGAAUCAAAGAUUUUUUAAUGAUUCAAGACUUGAAGCUAUGAGACGAGCAAAAAGAGCCAUUGGCGGAAGAGGAUUGGUAACAAUCAGAGGAUCCAGUCUUAGCUCAAAAGAAGGUAAAAAAAAAAUAUAUCUAAAUGAUUGA